AUGUUUCAUUUUGUCUCUACAGGUUGCAGCGUUGUUAUUGCCUCUCGUAAAUUUGACCGAUUAAAAGCUGCUGCAGAAGAACUGAAUAAUACAUUUUCUUCUAUGAGUCCUGCCAAAGUGACUCCUAUACAGUGCAAUAUCCGCAAAGAAGAUGAGGUAGAAGCUUUGGUGAAGUCUACGCUGAGUCUGCAUGGGAAGAUUGACUUCCUGGUAAAUAAUGGAGGGGGCCAAUUUGCAAGUCCUUCUGAAGCCAUCCGUGCAAAAGGCUGGAAUGCUGUGAUAGACACAAAUCUGACAGGGACCUUCUACUGCUGCAAAGCAGUGUACAAUGCCUGGAUGCAGGAACAUGGAGGAGUCAUUGUCAACAUUACUGCUGCCGUGAGAAAUGGGUUUCCUGGAAUGUCGCAUACAGGAGCUGCAAGAGCUGCAGUGAAUAACCUAACCAAGACUUUAGCUUUAGAAUGGGCCCACAGCGGAGUAAGAAUCAACAGCGUUGCUCCUGGAAUAGUAUUUUCAGAAACUGCUGUUGCAAACUAUGGAGAGCAAGGUACAAUGAUAUGGUUAAAGAGCAUACCAAAGGUUCCUGCCAAGAGGUCAGCGGUUCCUGAGGAGAUCUCUCCUGCAGUGUGUUUCCUACUGUCUCCAGCUGCUUCUUACAUAACUGGGACAACCAUGGUCGUGGAUGGUGGCCAAAGUUUAUAUAGCCAUACCUUAGAAAUACCUGAUCACGACAGAUGGCCCUCACCACCAGAAGGAAAAAAUUCUGAAAUGCUUAAAAAGCUUCUUUCUGGCCAGUUCAAGCCAAAGCUGUAAAAGAAUGCGAUUUCACCUUAUUCCCAGUUGCACACUUGCUGAUAAUCUUGCUUUGUGAUUAGGGCUUAUUAUUCUCAGUACAAUUUUUUUGCUCAUACGUAACUACAUUGA
Messenger RNA from Fulmarus glacialis (Northern fulmar), 924 nucleotides. RefSeq names its product peroxisomal trans-2-enoyl-CoA reductase (gene PECR). Gene Ontology annotation, molecular function: trans-2-enoyl-CoA reductase (NADPH) activity. The coding region runs from base 1 to 813 and encodes 270 amino acids. Lineage: Eukaryota; Metazoa; Chordata; Aves; Procellariiformes; Procellariidae. Gene Ontology annotation, cellular component: peroxisome. The record is from RefSeq and is a predicted model, not a curated record. The transcript has 7 exons. Gene Ontology annotation, biological process: phytol metabolic process.